Molecule: messenger RNA, 4479 nt
Organism: Selaginella moellendorffii
Lineage: Eukaryota; Viridiplantae; Streptophyta; Lycopodiopsida; Selaginellales; Selaginellaceae
Exons: 13
Coding region: 295-4449 (1384 amino acids)
Biological process (GO): negative regulation of DNA-templated transcription
Molecular function (GO): transcription corepressor activity; acyltransferase activity, transferring groups other than amino-acyl groups
Source: RefSeq, a predicted model, not a curated record
UCCAUAGCCAUUGUUACUUCGUGGGCGAGGGAGGGGAUUGGCGCGCCCUUGGGUCUUGGAGCUCGGUCGCAGUGGGAGCUCGCAGGGUUAGGCGCUGGAUAUUUUAGCUGUGCGUGGGGAUAGCGCGCGCGAGGAAGAUCGAUCGGUAUUUCGGGAUUGGAUGGUAGAGCAGUCGCAAUGCAGCAGCAGGAGGGAAGCUAGGGCCUGAUCCGCGGCGGGAAGAAAUCGCGGGAUUGAUUUUUAGGUCUCGGUGGGAGGGGAUGCAAUGCGGGAAUCUUGGCUGCUAGCAGUGGGAUGGGAUCUUUGCCUCACAGCGCCUGUGGCAAUGGCUUCGCAGAGGUAGAUAAUCUGAUAGCGGGAUCCGCGAGUAAUGUGAAGGGCGAUUGGGCUGGCUUGGGAGAAUGUAACAGCGUCGGGGAUGGUGUCCCAGCUCCCGAUGAAAUGGUGAAUGAUACUCCUCCAGUGGCGGAGUUGGAUUCACAAAACGGUAGCAGCAGCGAUGGUGGAUCGUUACUCGGCACGCUUGUAGAGGUGAGACACAGGGCCACCGGCUAUAGAGGAUCGUGGCAUCCAGCCAAAGUAGUGAAGAUCGACUCUGGUCGUGGGCUGGUUGAGUAUGAGAAGUUGCUCGCUAGAGAUGGCUCGCCACACUUUCAAGAGUAUGUUCCAUUUAGAGAAGGCUUGGAGGUUCUCUUGAGGCCGCGGCCACCUCCACUUACAGGGAAAACACAGGAAGUCUGGCAACGGGGUCUUUGGGUCGAUGCCUUCUACGGGGAUGCUUGGUGGGAAGGCGUGCUCAUGGACAAUGUCCAACUUCCGGACGAGGACAUGCAGGUGUUCUUCCCCGAUGAAGGAGACAGGAGGGGAUUUGGCAGGCAAAAUCUACGGGUUUCUCAAGAAUGGGAUAGUACUACUGGAACCUGGAGGCAGAAGGGACAGUGGACAGAUCUGGCUCUGAUCGAGGGGAGGAAGAUACGUGUCAAGAGGACUUUCGCAGUCAAGCCCAAACAGUCCGGGGAUACUUCGUCUGGAAUUCUUGUGGUGAACGACAUGGGAAAGCGGAAAAGGGACGAGAGUAUGUCGGAUACUGAUGAUGACGAGACAAUCUAUGCGUGGUGUACGAGACACAGAAAAAAGCUGCCUUCCAGGAUUGUCAAGCUUCCAGAAGCGGAUGAUGGCAUUUGUCCAGGGAAUGGAAACGAUGCGGAUGAUUCAACGAAUGCUGGCCGUGAGGGGGAAAAGCAGAAGGAACAGCAGACUAAUGGAAGCCAGAAGAAACAGCAGAGUAAACUAGAAUCUGGAAGGGAUAAGCUGCAGGGGGGUUCCCAAGUCGCAGGUUCCGGUUUAAUUUCUGAAGAAGCGGGAAACCAUGUUGGAGGAGAUAAUCAGGUGGAUAAUAUACAAGCGAUGAUAAUGAGGAGUGGCCUAACCCCUCUCGCUACCAAGCUUGAAAUGCUGCGUCUAGAGUUGAUGGGAUCCAAAGGAGAAGAAGCAGUAGGUAGCAAGAGUCACUCUGGCAGGAAAAUCUUAUGUGAGGGAGAAGAAGCAGUUGGGAACAAGAGUCACUCUGCCAGGAAAAUCUUGUGUGGGGGAGAAGAAACAGUAGGCAACAAGAGUCGCUCUGCGAGGGAAAUCUUGUCUGAGGGAGAAGAAACAGAAGGGAACAAGAAUCACUCUGCCAGGAAAAUGUUGUGUGAGCCAGUUUCAAUCGAGGUAACCCGUCGUCGUUCCUAUCGCAAGCUAGUAGACGCUACCGAGCUGAUUGAGGAGGCACAAGCCAAGGACGACGAGGCAUGCACCCGCAGUACUAAAAACUCGAGGCACUGGGCGAGUCAAGAUUCAUCUAUUUCUUCCAAGGGUACAGUAUUGGCAGUGGCACGAGAUAAAGCCAGAAAACUCCUCUUCGAAUCAGGCUGGACAGUUUGCCACAGACUGAGAGAACGAUUUAGCAGAACAGCAAAGGAGCCGUUUUAUAUCUCCCCGGAGGGGAAGCCGUACAUGUCACUAGCGACCGCAUGCAGAGAAUGGUUGCGCCGGAACAAGCACGCUAAGCCUGCAAAGGACCGUGUGAAGCUUUCUCAUCUUCAGCUCAUUGCCAGAGGUGAUUAUGGUUUUCUUCCUCGCUCUGGGAAUGAGGGUAGUCAGAUCGUAUCUUGGCACAGGACUCGGAAUAUUAGAGAGGACAGUGUAGAAGAGACCGCGAAGCAGAAAAAGCUAACAAAAAAAGGGAAUAAUGACAACAGGAAUGGGAGGUCAAGAACAGGUUGUCGACUGGAGGCUGUUUUAUCUACACCUACAAGGCCGAGGCAAGAAGAGGACGCUGAAGUAAGCUUCAUCAAACGCAUGACACUUUUCUCCUGGUUGAUCGACAUGGCAGUUCUCAAUGAGGGUGAGAAGAUCCAGUUAGUGAACUCGGACACAAACCUCAUACACAGUGGAAUUGUUACGAGCGACGGAAUACUGUGCAACUGUUGCAAGAAGAACUUUUCAGUUUCUAGCUUUCAGGCGCAUGCUGGCGCCACAGGAGGAGCCUCCCAAAUGCGUUUGCCUGACGGGAGGUCUAUCCUAGACUGCCAGUUAGCGGCUCUGAAGGCGAUGGAAUUAAAAGAGUCAGAGCUCGUGGUUGAUGACGUUGAAAUGGAUGAGAACGACGACACUUGCGCGGUGUGUGGAGAUGGUGGUCAACUCGUCUGUUGUGAUCACUGUCCAUCAACAUUUCACCUGAAAUGUCUUCGUCUAGAGAAUGUUCCCGAAGGCGAUUGGUUCUGUCCCAGGUGUUGCUGUGCCAGCUGUGGCCGCAGCUUAUACGAUCCGACCAUCCAAACCGAGAUCCUGUACUGUGAUCAGUGCGAGCGCGAAUAUCAUUCCAACUGUGUUCCUGGCUGUGCAAUGAAGUACGAAUCUAGUGAUAACCAGUUCUGCAGUCGAAAGUGCUUCAAGAUUUUUCGAGGCUUGAGGAAACUGGUUGGGAGGGUAAACAAAGUGGAUGACAUGUACUCCUGGACGCUGUUACGCUCAGAACAUUAUGAUCAAUCCGCAGAGAACUCCAAGUUGGAAAGUGUUGCAGAUUUAAAUACACGCCUGGCGCUUGCUCUCACCGUCAUUCAAGAGUGCUUUCGACCGAUGAUUGACCCUCGAUCAAAUAUAGACAUGGUUUCUCACAUCCUUUAUAACCGAAGAGGUGAAGACAAGCGUAUGGAUUUUCGUGGCUUUUAUACUGUGGUAUUAGAGAAAGAGCAGGAGUUGAUCUCCGUUGCGUCCAUGAGAGUCCAUGGAUCUCACGCUGCGGAAAUACCUUUCAUUGGAACCCGGUCUCAAUAUCGAAAACAGGGAAUGUGUCGGCGCCUCAUAAAUGUCAUUCAACAAGUUCUCCAUACCUUGGAAGUUCAAACACUAGUCCUUCCGGCGAUCGCAGAGUUUAUAGAAACAUGGACAAGCGCUUUCGGGUUCCAAAAACUGACUGCUGCUCAGGGAAUCCAACUUAUGGAGCUGAACAUCGUGACUUUUCCGGGUUCAAGUGUCUUGCAAAAGCCUCUCACUUGGCUAGAAUGCGGGCGAAAAUUGACACCUGUUGCAGAGGAGUUGGCCUACCAGUCUCUCUUAGGUGAAGAAUCGAGUGCGGAGAAAACCGAUGACGAAAAAGUGUUGGCAAAACCAAUGUCAAGAAGGGCUCACCACCGUUCGGAACGGAAAUUACAACCAGAGAAAGCGUUGGAAAUAAAUCGACAGCCUGGUGUACAAGCUGAGAAAGCAUUGGAAGCAAAUCGACAGCCUGCAAAGGUGCCUGGUCUACAACCUGAGAAAGCAUUGGAAACAAAUCGACAGCCUGCAAAGUUACCUAGUCGGUUUUCUGCUAGCAAAUCGUUCUCGGCUCCGAAAGUCUUGCACACAAGGCGAGCUCCAGCCAGCUCUCCCGAAUCGAGUGAGGAUCACCAAGUUGUGGAGAUAACAAAGCCAGUCGUAGUUGCAAAAACAAGAUCCAAUCGGCUGGUGAAAUCUUCCUCGUGGAUAGCUCAUGGCUUGAAGUCACUUCGGAAGCCUGAGAUGAAAAGCAACAAGCCUUUGGAGAGCUCGAGUUGUCUUCAAGACAAACGAGAGCAGCCAAAGAGGAAUGGUCGGAGCGUGCAAGACGAAGAGAUGGAUUGGAUUGAACAACAGGCGGCUCAAAGCAGUAGAGACGCUGCGGUUAAAUCACCUCCACGUACAUUCUCGAGACGUCCUCGUCCCCAGCUUCACGAGAGGGACAACCAUGUACAUAACACAUUGCUACAAAUUCAAGGAUCUAGCGAGGAUACAGCGCAAAAGGAUCUGGGAGCGCUGUGGAUCACAAAGUGGCCCAAGAGCAAAAGGUCCGUUCUUCCUAGACAUUACAGAGCUCGCUUCAAGAUCGAGGCGAAAGCUACAAUCACAACGAGGUCGCUAAGAAGAAGCGAGCUCAACAAGCAGUGAAUUAUCGACUUUGGAAGCAAAGGACUAGGU